Messenger RNA from Anneissia japonica, 2236 nucleotides. RefSeq names its product mitochondrial basic amino acids transporter-like. Gene Ontology annotation, cellular component: mitochondrion. Bases 152 to 1033 code for a protein of 293 amino acids. The record is from RefSeq and is a predicted model, not a curated record. Gene Ontology annotation, molecular function: transmembrane transporter activity. Gene Ontology annotation, biological process: transmembrane transport. The transcript is spliced from 5 exons. Lineage: Eukaryota; Metazoa; Echinodermata; Crinoidea; Comatulida; Comatulidae.
UUUUGUUUUUUGUGAGCAAUGGUUUUCUAUAACAAAUGUAAGAUCUUUGGACCGGUAUGCUGCACAACUAUAUCUGACCUAAAGUUCAUGCUUAAAUGAGGCUGGAGUUGUGGUUAGGGUUGGGAGUAUCAAUUAAUAACUUUUUACAAAAAUGGCAUUCACGUGGAGUGAAUUUGUUGCUGGUGGCGCCUCAGGUAUUGCUGGGACUGUUGUUGGCCACCCAUUUGACACGGUCAAAGUUCGUUUACAGAACCAAGGAACUGUGACGCGGUAUAAAAGUGGUUUUGAAUGUUUCAUGCGUAUUGCAAGGGAGGAGUCUACAUUUGGGUUCUUCAAGGGCAUGAUAUCACCACUGUGUGGUGCAGUACUAUCCAACUCUUUUUUAUUUGGAAUUGAAGACAAUAUAUUAGAAUUGAUUGGUGGUGCCAGUACUACUAAUCAUUUUAUAGCUGGCUCAAUAUCUGGAUUAGUUUGUACAUCAUUUAUAUGUCCCCUGGACUUGGCUAAAAUCAGGCUCCAAAUGCAAGGUAUCGGAACAAAACAAGUUGCGCAAUCACAGAAACAUUACAAGAACUCAUUACAAGCGAUUUAUAAGAUAUUCAAAUCGGAUGGAUUGCAAGGUUGUUAUCGUGGAAUAGGGAUCAAUUUAAUACGGGAUAUUCCAUCAACCGGUCUGUACUUUUGUGCUGAUCAUUACCUUUCAAGUCUAAUUGCAUCAUACACACCAGGGAACAAGGCUUCCACUGUAUGGUUGUUCUUUGCCGGAGGACUUGCAGGUUCACUGUCUUGGUUGUCCAUCUACCCUUUAGACGUAAUCAAGUCCCGCUGGCAAGCUGAUGGUGUUGGCCAUAUGAGGCUUUAUUCAAGCUACCUGGAUUGCCUAUUACAAUGCACACGGAAAGAGGGCUGGAGCAUUUUAUUUAAAGGAGUGACAGUCACAAUGUUAAGAGGAAUCCCAGUCAAUGGUGCAAUUUUUGUUGUUUACAAGUAUGUGAAACAGCUGUUAACUCAAAGUGGGUAUUCAACAGUCUGAAGUAUUAACUCAAGAUCAACUCGACCCCAUAUUUUUGGAUACUCCGAGUUGGUAUGGGGCAAUCUGGGGGCAGCAUUUGGAUCUUUUUAUUGCACAAGAGUUCUUGAUUUUCUAUUCAUUGUUUAACACGCUGCACAAGAGACUUUAAUUGUUAGAUUAUCUUAUUUGUUCAAGCAGGCAAGAGCAUUAUAUUUAUUCUUUUCAUUUCAAAUAAAAUAUCAGUUUUUUUCUAAACAUAAAUGUCAAUCACAGGGAAGACCAUAUACUCAACUUGACAAUUCAUGGAUUGGAAAUGUAUAUUCGCAAAGCUGUUACCUGCACAUCCAGUUAUGGCGACCAUGUGACUGUUUGUACUAUAAUCAUUUCUAUGUAAAGACGUCAAAACAAUGCUUCUCACAGAUGACUAACUUUAGAUUACCAUCUAAAAACUCAGAAUUUGGCUAUCCAGAAAGACAGGCUCCAGAGGGUAAACAUUAUUUGAUAUAAUAAUAAUCUGGUAGAACUGAUUUUAAAGUGUACAAAAUAUCUUUUUUUUUUUUGUCCCCCUUUGAAGCCUGGCUUUAGGGUUGAAGUGCACCCUCACUAAUUAUUACAAAAAUUGUGUGUAGACGAAUAGGCAUACUACCAAUUAAAUAAAUAAUGCCAUAAAACAAUAGUACUUCAAUUGUAGAAAAACAAUUUAUUUUAAUAUAACAGUAUUAUUAAACACAGCACUUUGAAGAGUAAUUUGAGGAUAAUUUUUAGUACAAAGAAAUAAUGAUGAUAAUAGUUAAGGUGAAAUUAUGAGGGAUGGAGAAAUAUUGGUGCUACUAUUAAUUGUAAUGUUUUCAAUGAAAACAAUUUAUUUUAAUGAUAUAUUAUCACACAGUACUUGGUAAUACAAAGAAAUAGUAAUGAAAAAUUAUUUUUAUAUUUUGAAUAUAUUUACUUUCACAGUUUCAGUAAAAUUAUAAGUGAUUUAUAAAACUGUUUAAAUUUAAAAAUUAUAAUGCACGUUCCAUUCUCUAUCAAACAGGUGUUAUUUUCUAAAAAGUAUUUAUAUGCAAUAUAAUAUGAUUCAUGCACCUUUAUUAAUCAUUCUGAACAUGUGACCAUUUAUUCAUGCCCUUGCAGUGGGCAGAUGAGAGUAUAUCUUUAUUUGAAAUGCUUUUGAAACAGCAGCGCACGCUCUUGCGGUGUGUAAUAAAAUGUUACAUGCAUAUA